AUGCCGUACAGGUUGGUGGUGAUGGGCAGCUGUGGCGUGGGCAAGACUGCACUGACCAUCCGCUUUCUCCAGAACCGCUUCAUGGCUGAGUACGAGCCCACGGCUAGAGACAUGUACCAUGGCGUGGCAGUGGUGGACGGGGAGUCGUGUGAGCUGAACAUCCUGGACAUUUCAGGAGGUGAGAACUGCACUGAGUGGCUGGAGGAGUGCAUCCGCUGGGGAGACGGCUUCCUCUGCGUCUACGCUGUUGACUACAUCAAGACCUUUGUGGAUGUGAGCGUCUUCAGGAACCUCAUAUGCAAGGUCAAGGGCACAGCGAGGGUACCCAUGGUGCUGGUGGCCAACAAAACAGAUGAGGGUCACUGGCUGGUGGACUCAGACAUGGGUCAGGAAGCUGGUGACAGCUUCAGGGUGCCUUACGUGGAAGCCUCAGCCAAGACCCAGCAGGGCGUGGAGCACGCCUUCCAUGCAGUGAUUCGAGAGAUCCGUCAGAAGCAGGCCGAGGACAAGCUUAAGGGCUGCCCAGAUGCAGCAUCCUCUGGCCUCCAUCGGGACAAGUCCUUCUGUCUGCUCUUCACUGGAGUCCCCCGGGACCAUGGCCCGGCCACAAGCCUCUGGGUGGGACUCCAUCUUUUUCCUCAGGAGCUGUCUGGCCUGGGCAUCUCUGCCACCUCGGGAGCCCUGGGCCAAAGGGCAGAAAAAUCCCCCACCCCAGCCCAAACUGGGAGCCCUGUGGUGGAUGCUGGUCUGGUCUUGGACAGGGAAGUCCCUUUCACCUUUGGAGCUGGCCAGUACAUCAAUGUGUGUGGUCGUUCUGUCGCCCCAGGAGCCUGGGAGCUCUGGGAUCUCAAUGUCCUUAACGUCUUUGAGGGAUCCCUGAACCUCUUAAACCGCAUCAUAGCCAUGGCUGAGGUCCUGUUUUCCCUGACAACAAGCAGCUGUCAGUCCCUAAAGAACUUUCAGAAACUCUCCCCCUCCUUGGCCUUCCAGAUCUAG
Molecule: messenger RNA, 996 nt
Organism: Trichosurus vulpecula (common brushtail)
Lineage: Eukaryota; Metazoa; Chordata; Mammalia; Diprotodontia; Phalangeridae
Product: GTPase NRas-like
Exons: 5
Coding region: 1-996 (331 amino acids)
Biological process (GO): Ras protein signal transduction
Cellular component (GO): plasma membrane
Molecular function (GO): GTP binding; GDP binding; GTPase activity
Source: RefSeq, a predicted model, not a curated record